Messenger RNA from Geodia barretti, 306 nucleotides. NCBI's taxonomy places the organism in Eukaryota, Metazoa, Porifera, Demospongiae, Tetractinellida, Geodiidae. The record is from the annotation of a GenBank genome assembly.
CUGAGCAUAGCCAACGUGCCGGCGGAAACCAUCGUGGAGGACUACAGCUCGUCGGCAAUGUACCUUUGGCGGCGCAUCCCCGACCGCGCGGCCGAGAGGCGUCUGCGUCUCGACCCCGCAGAUUUCGAUGCUUCGGAAGAGUACCGGCAGGCCUACGAGACCGAGCGGAGCAUCGCCCCGCCGCACGCCAUGCGGAACAGCAUCGAGCACCUUGAGCGUGAGUACGGCGGCGUACGUCCAUACCUCAUGGGCGCGGGCGUCACCGAGGAAGAGUUGGAGCGUCUGCGAAUCGCGAUGGUGGAGUGA